AUGGCGCGCCCGCCCGGAAAGAAACCAAGAUUGAGGAGGCGAGGCGCUGCGAGGAGAAGCGAGGGCCCGCAACUGAUGAAACAGCUGAUCAACGCUGUCGGCGAGAGGAAAGAGAGUCGGGGGGUAACGUGCCGUCGCCCAGCGCGGGCUGAUGAAAUCCGCGCCAAGACAGCUGCUGUUGUGACCUGCGAGUUCCCGGUCGCUGUGAGCUCUUCAAUGCCUCCCAUGCGGCCUUGCAUCAGCCUGGCUUCGCUACGCGCCCGUGGCCAUAAAUACCGGAUCGUAAGAACAGUUGCUCAACGGGGUUCAUCGCAACGUUUUUGA
Molecule: messenger RNA, 324 nt
Organism: Gryllus bimaculatus (two-spotted cricket)
Lineage: Eukaryota; Metazoa; Arthropoda; Insecta; Orthoptera; Gryllidae
Source: the annotation of a GenBank genome assembly